Molecule: messenger RNA, 2411 nt
Organism: Haliaeetus leucocephalus (bald eagle)
Lineage: Eukaryota; Metazoa; Chordata; Aves; Accipitriformes; Accipitridae
Product: V-set and immunoglobulin domain-containing protein 4-like
Exons: 6
Coding region: 90-1067 (325 amino acids)
Biological process (GO): negative regulation of interleukin-2 production; negative regulation of complement activation, alternative pathway; negative regulation of macrophage activation
Molecular function (GO): complement component C3b binding
Source: RefSeq, a predicted model, not a curated record
AAGAAAGGGAAGUGUCCCUGAUUUACCCCCUGACUUAGAGGGAGAAGGUUUGUCCUGCUCAAGAGGGAGAAGCUGCAGCCCUGGGAAGGAUGGGAAUGCUGGUGAGAGCAACCGUGCUUAUGAGUCCUCUUCUCUUCUGUAACGCUUUUCUGGACCUGACUGGCCCCAGUGAGGUUGAAGGCAUAUGGAAGGGAUCUAUCACCUUGCCAUGUGCCUAUGUGCCUGAGAAGGACUUUGUGCAGCAAACACUCAAGUGGACUGUGGUACAUGACCAGAGCUCUGGCACCGUCUUUCGGAGAGACAGUUCUGGUGACCACGUUCUCCUGUCCAAGUACAGGGACAGGGUCAGUGUCCUAAAGGAUGCCCCAGGGAACGUGUCUCUCCACAUCCUGAACCUGGAGGUCUCUGACAGGGGAACCUACACUUGCGAGGUCACUUGGAGAGCCAGCAACAACAGCCUGAUAGCAAAAGACAUCACCACUAAAGUGGAGGUUGUUAAAGUUGCAGCGACCAAGCCCAUCAUCAGGGCCAGCGAGCCGGGGCUGACUUUCCCGGCAGGAGCCAGGGCCAGCCUGACCUGUGUGGCCAACGGGUCUCCCCCCAUCAGCUACCGCUGGUUCAGGAGCGUCCCAGGAGGGAAAGCCCUGCUCCUGAGCAGCCAGGCUGAGCUGGCGUGGGACAGCCUGCAGCCCUCCGACACCGGGAAGUACUACUGUGAGGCCGAAAACAGGGUUGGGGCCAGGGCUGUGCAGCAGAGUGAUGCCGUUCAGCUGACGGUGAGAGAUCUGCCCAUGCCAGUAGUGACUCCUGAGAAUGGCGUAGAAUAUCCAGAAAAGAAUUACACAACUCAGCCUCAAGUCUAUGAAGUAAAAUUCCAUAACUCAAGAACCGCAGCUUCUUCAAGAUGUGAAAGUACGGAUCAUUAUGAGGCACCCAUCUCCUCCACUGAAAACAACUAUGUGAUGGAGCCCAUGGAAAACAAAAGAUAUGAAGAAAUAAAUACAAAAAAGAAUGAAUAUGUUGGAAACACCGAAGAAUCUCUAUAUGAAGUAGGGGACACUGUAUGAGAACCAACAGUGCUCUACAGGUAGCAGUCCUGAAGAGUAUCUUCAUCCAGGCAAAAUUUAUCUUCCUAUUCACCUUUGCCUCUGAAAAAUAGGUUGGACAAGAAGUUUUUGCUCCUUCAAAAUCUGUGGAGCCUUAACAAUCUCUGCUGUGAAAAUGCAAACCUCUUUAGGAACUUCAGUUACAGACUGCUGUGUAGAUCUUCUGAUUUUGCUUUUUUUGCUUCCCUUUCACCACCUGUGUAGAAGAAAGCCCUUUGAAAGCUAGGGUAUGCAGAUCCCAGGCCAAAAGCACUGUACUAAACUUACUGCUUUACAUGACCAAAAGGAUCUGCAUUCACAGCCUUCAUGGGGUGGGAGUAGAACCAGCACCAAGGGCUGCUCAACCUCCCCAUCAUCUUUGGGUAAGAAGUGCAGAAUGAGGCUGGCCUGGGAAUCUGCAUUUCUCCUCCCACCCACCUCAAGUGCUGCACAGGUGGUAGAAUGUCCUUUUAAUGUGAGAAAGCCCUUAAAGAAACACUGAAAGAUUAAAGCUAGGAUAAAACCAGGAACCUUACCAUACUAGGAGCAGCAGUACAAAAAGAAGAAAUGUCCCGUGCACCCAUUGUGCUGUACUCAAUGUGCCUUUCUGCAGCACUCGCCAUAAGGUCCAGGCAUGCUUUCUAUAGUUUUGGUGCAGAACAGCUUGGGCGAUUCUGAUACUGCAACAAGGCACACUUUUUCCAAGUUCACCUUCUCUAUUCUCUCAUUUAAUGCAUGUUUAAUAUUUGAAAGAUAUUAGAUACUUUUCCAUAAGUUUGUGGAUAGGAUGUUUUAACAUGCCUACAUUAUUUUGGUAUGAAUGUUUUUGCACGACCGGCUCAUCUUUAAAAUGCCAGCAAGCAUUCACAAUUACAGCUCCUCAGUAGAUAUUCAUGAAUUACUUUCCUCCCACCUUAGAAAGCCUGAAGGGUAAGUACAGAGCCAAAAAGCUGUGUUAUUAGUAAUUUCUACUGCCCUGAGUAAACCUGUAACAUGGAUACUGCAGAGUUAUGGAAGAACCUUUUUAUAGUGAACGACAGGGCAAUACCAUGUCCAAUUAAAAGCCAUGCAGACAGAUGUAAAACAAAACAGGUGAUCUGAGGGGUGAGGAGGCUAUCAGUGACACAGGCACAGGAUUAGUGGGCCCCCAGAUUUGCUGUUCACACUCAGGAAAGAUCUGCAUCUGCACUUCUCUGCAAGCAUCAGCUCAAAAUUCACCAGCAUUCAAGAAGAGUAUUAGGUGCUAUUAGGAAAGGCAUUCCAGUGCAAUAGAAAACAGGACUGUGGUACUGUAAAAACUCAUGGAAUGCUUCUACCUUAUCUAUG